This is a messenger RNA of Macrosiphum euphorbiae (potato aphid), 1656 nucleotides long. NCBI's taxonomy places the organism in Eukaryota, Metazoa, Arthropoda, Insecta, Hemiptera, Aphididae. The record is from the annotation of a GenBank genome assembly.
AUGACUGAAAAAGAGUUGAAAAAAAUUCCAUUUUUGAAACUAUUAAAUCUUGAGGCAAUUACCACGCAGAAUGAUCCAUCCAUGAUUUUCAGAAAUCAUUUAUUAGUUAAACCAUGCCAUAAUGCAGAUCUUGCGAACAAAAAUAAUAGUAUAAAAACUGGAUAUGAAAAUUUUUGUGUUCAAAAAGGUACUUUAAAGUUGUUUCCAUUUAAAGAUUUUGAUUUUAUUGGUAAACAUGUCGUUUGUCAAAAAUGUUAUCAAAAGUUUGCUUCACUAUUUUCUUAUAAAGCACAUGUUGGUACUGAUAUUUGUGUUAGAACCUACAAUGGGCCGAAUCUUAUCUAUCUUAAGUACAAGAACAGAAAUUCUAGACAAGUUCGGAAAAAAAAUAAAAGAAAGCCUAAAAAAGAAUUUGACGAGCAUGAAAUAAAAAUAAAUGUAUCAAAUCCUGAAAUUUUAAACACUUUACAGACUCGUAAAAAAGUUUAUUCUGAUAAUAUAAUCCAAAAGCAAAAUAAAGUUAAAGAAAAAGCAAAAAAUAAUUCAUAUGAAUAUAAUGAUGAGCCCUCUAUGAAAAAACCUAGAGGAAGACCUAAAAAAGACAUUAUUAGUAAUAAUGUUGAGGUUAAACUAAAAAAACGAGGCAGACCAAAGAAGUUAAAUGCUGUGAUAUUUAAUAGCACAAAUCAAAAUGACAACAGCUCAAGUAGCAAAAAUGAAAUUACAGAGUCUUUCAGUAUGAAAUAUUUAUUAGAGAAGUUUUGGAAAAUUUUUUCAACAGAGUUAAAACCGAAACUUGUAGAUAUUAAUAAACAUCAAUAUCCCACCAAACAUAAAAAUCAGUAUAACGAAGAAAAAAAAGCCGAAGAAAAUGAAAUUUUUCUUAAAAUUGAAGAAUUAGAGAAUGAGUUUGAGUUUCUUUUUAAACAGUUUAAGGGUAAGAAAGAAUAUCCGUUUAAUGAUGAAAUAGAAUUAAUACUGACAAAAAUUAGUGAAAAGCGUGAUGAAAUUAAACAGAGUUUACUGAAGAAGACUGAUAUGAAGGUAUCAAUACCAGAUGAAGGCAAAGAAAAUAUUAAACAUACACUCAAAAAGAAUAAAACUGAAACUGAGAUUGAAAUUAAUAAUAAAGAUUUUGAUAAAAACAAUAAAUGUAUAGGAAUAUUUAUAAAAAAUAUUAUGAAAAUUAAUGAUGGUUGUAAAUCAACUAAUCACAUAAAUGAAGAUAAUUUUAAAAAAGAACCCACAAGUCAGGAUAAUUUUGAAGAUAAUUUAAAUACAUUAAGAGUUGAUAAAACUCCAAAUAUCACUAAUUCAGUUAAAAAUCAUUUAAAUGAUCAUGGUUUUAAUUAUAUUCUGAAUUCAACAUUAAACUGUGAAAAAUGUAGAAACAAAUUUACUUCUAGUGCUGAAUGGAAAUUGCAUCGUUCUGAACAUUUGGUUAAAAUAAAUGCAUCAGUUUUAUGUUCGGUUUGUGGACUUAGAUUUAAAAUGUAUAAAAAUUUCAGAAAACAUGUUAAUAUUCAUAUAAAAACAGAAAACAAAAAAUUAUCUGUUAACAAAAGUUUUAAAAACUUGGCAUGUAAAAUAUGUAAUAAACAGUAUGAUUACCUUAGAUCAUAUUAUGCUCACAUUAAAACCCAUGUUAAUAAAUAA